UUGAAUUUUUUCACAACAACAUAAAAAUCGAAUUAAUUUCUUUAAAAAAAAAUAUAUAUUUGUUUAUUUGCUAACCGAUUUACCAUAAUAUCGAAAUGGAGGGAGGUUCGGUCAUGUCUUUGGACGUCAUGUCUUUGAAAUCCUCUGGACAAAACUCCAUGGCCGAUGUUGUUGUAACGCGCAGUUCAAACGCCAGCAAUAUACAAAUGGAAAAACUGAAAAUAUUGCUUAACCAGUCGGAUCCGACAAAUUCAUCGAAAGCAUUGGACAUUAAACGACGACUCGUUAGAGAUGAAUAUAAGAUGCGUAUGAAAGCGGCACCGAAGACUUUAGUGCAGAAGACAGAGGAGAAAAAGGAUCCGGUUGAACGUCAGCUGGAGGAGAGCGAUCACAAAUUGCAAGAUUUACUUGAGUUCGGUCAAGAGCUGGUGACAAAUGUGAAGGUGGCUAACGAGAAGCGUGAGCAUAUGCGACGCGAGUACGAGGCUGAGCGUAAUCAGUUGCUAAGCAAAGAUCUGCAAAAGGAAUCGAUUGAGUCAAUAGCACGUUUCAAUGAAAUCGCCGCGAAAUGGUCCGAGUUGGAGGAGUUCAAAGAACCAAUGGCGUUAUUUGAGCAUUUGGAAGAGCAAAAAGAAAAGGUCGCCGCUUUGAUGGCGAGCAAAGAUAGCCUCAUCGAGCAGUGUCAGAAAGAGAUAGACCGUAUCAACGCUAAAUAUUAUACCGAUCAAAUGGCACAAGCCAACGAUGUGCGUUGUUUAGUAGAACGUAUUGAUCGUCAAAUCGAAGUAAUAAAAUUGGCAUACCAAAGCCAUUUGGAAAUAUUGGAGAAUACCAUAAGUGAAGAACGUGAAACGAUCGCAUUUACAGAGGCGAAUAAGUGGAAUAAAUUCUACGAUGAUAUGGCAGAUAGUGAGAAGACGAAAUUCGAUUUAGCCAAACAGAAGGAGGAGUUCUACGCGGCCGAAGUAGCGCGCAUUGCAGCGGUACAGGAGGAGCUCACCUGCAGCACGCGUAUAAGGCUCGAAAAGGAGGCUGAAAUGUUGGAAUGGGAGUUACGCAACGUACGCAAUACGGUCUUGAUGAACUCGGAGAAGCUGGACUAUAACUAUCAGGUGCUGCAAAAGCGCAACGAGGAAAAUAUCGUGAUUAGCAAUCAGCAGAAGCGUCGACUUGCCAAACUUAAUGAAAAUAUAGCGUCAUUAAAAAUUAAAAUCAACGCCGUGAAUAAACAACACGAAAAUAAAUUACAACGUUUUCUGACUGAGAUACAAAAGCUGCAUGAGAGCAUAAGCGAUCUCGAACUGAAGGCGCAACAGUUUCGUUCCAACAACAAACGGAAAUUCGAUCUUGUGUGGGCAAUCAAUUACAAGGAGCUCAAAGAUCUACUAACGAAAAUCUACGAAAUCGAUCGUAUACUAUACGAACAACAAUUGGCCAUACCUUGGACAGAGCCAAACGUCGAUUGGACUGAUAUAAAUGAGACAGCGAAAAAGUCCCAUGAUAAUGUAUUGAAGUCUGUUAAGAAGAAACGCAAGUCUAGUGCGCCACCACCACGUAUUUGUGAGGAGAUAUUGGAGCGAGGUUUGGUGCGGAAUAUUUUGCGUAAAAUCGCCGAUCGUGCUGGCUUUCUAAUCGAAGAGAAAUUAUUCAAAAUAUUAGAACCUUAUUCGGAGGCUGAGAAAACCGUUGUGCGGCUGGACAACAUUUUCAUUGCUCUGCGUGUUGAUAAUGUGAAGAUGAUUUCCAAACUUACCGAAUGCUUUUUACCCUACGCCUAUUGUCCGAACUGUCCACAUGGGCUACCAAAAGAGGCUAUGCAAGACUUCUACCGCAUAGGACGUGAGUUCGAGGAUAUGGUUGCACCGGAUGAUGAUCUCGAUGUCGAUCCGGAAUUUGAUCCGACCAAUGAAGAUAAGGGUGAAGAUCAGCUGAGUAAAUGCUAUGAUAAGCUUAAAAAACAUCCGCGUUGUAAAAAUCAUCAUUUAGUUGUGGAACCGGUAUUCGUACUUAUGGCACUGAAUGAGUUUACCAAAAAGCAAAUGCAACAACAAAUGUCCUAUAAGAAAUUCUUGGAAGAAAAUGAACUACUCAGCAACACAAUACCGUUUGACGGGGAGACCAUUAAAUCGUUUUGGGGGAAAUUCAAAGAUUACUUUCCUGAAGAGAAGCGCAAGCUGUGGAUGACUUUGGAGCAUGGCUUGAACCAUUAUGUCGAGGUGUUGAAGCAGCGUACCAAGCUCGAUAAGGAAUGUGCUUUCUUGCGCAGGCAAAACAUGGAACUGAAGCAUCUGCUGCAGAAGUUUAAGGUAUAAGCUUGUUAGUAUAGUUCGGACAAAGUCCGCUUUUACUAUCCGGCAUAAACAUAGAAACACUAACUUGAAAAACCUAGCUUUGCUAAAUUAUCAUUACUAUUUCUGAAUAGAAACUUAUUGUAUCUCAUUAAACUCCACAGAAUAUUUAGAAUGAUCCAAAUAAAAUUAUUAUUUUUUUAUCACAAAAUCG
This is a messenger RNA of Ceratitis capitata (Mediterranean fruit fly), 2502 nucleotides long. Its product is annotated as dynein regulatory complex protein 1 homolog. Gene Ontology annotation, biological process: axonemal dynein complex assembly; cilium-dependent cell motility; regulation of cilium movement. Gene Ontology annotation, cellular component: axoneme; axonemal dynein complex. The coding region runs from base 96 to 2312 and encodes 738 amino acids. Lineage: Eukaryota; Metazoa; Arthropoda; Insecta; Diptera; Tephritidae. The transcript has a single exon. The record is from RefSeq and is a predicted model, not a curated record.